This is a messenger RNA of Condylostylus longicornis, 2357 nucleotides long. It is a transcript of the gene Gnptab, whose product is annotated as N-acetylglucosamine-1-phosphotransferase subunits alpha/beta. Gene Ontology annotation, biological process: carbohydrate phosphorylation; N-glycan processing to lysosome. Bases 240 to 2303 code for a protein of 687 amino acids. Gene Ontology annotation, molecular function: UDP-N-acetylglucosamine-lysosomal-enzyme N-acetylglucosaminephosphotransferase activity; calcium ion binding. NCBI's taxonomy places the organism in Eukaryota, Metazoa, Arthropoda, Insecta, Diptera, Dolichopodidae. Gene Ontology annotation, cellular component: Golgi apparatus. The transcript is spliced from 5 exons. The record is from RefSeq and is a predicted model, not a curated record.
GCUGUGCAUUGGCUUAUCAAAUUAAUUAGAUUUUUUUGUCAACACUGUCAUUGGCCAGUGAUGUGUAUAGCAUAUGUUUUGAAUUUGCAAAAAGUAGGUGAUUUAUAAUACCAUAAAAAACAAAAAGUUAUGUAAAUAAAUAAAAGUUUGAUGUGGCAUUCAAAUAAAAUGUCUUGGCCUAAAAUAAUUUAUAAUACAGCUUAUAUUGUAAACUAAUAAUAACAUAGCAACAAAUACUCAUGAAAAAAAAUGCAAGACUUUUAAAAAUUCUAAAGUUCAAAGAAUGUUUUUUAUUUAUCAUCGAAAUAAUUCCUGUAAGCAUUAUGCGUUUCAAGAGAUUAAAGCAUCGCUUCCUUGACAAAGUUCAUCGAUUGAAGAAAAAAAUUUUAACAUGGAGUUUUGUAAUAUUUUUUGUAAUAAUUAUUUUUAUCUUAAUGAAAAUUCAGACUUACCAGCAGCUGUGCCAUAAAUUUAUUGAUGAUUUAAGUGCAAUUGAUGUCGUGUACACAUGGGUGAAUGGUUCUGAUGACAGAUUCGACCAAUCAAUAUCCAAAUAUAAAACAAAUUAUGAUAUAACUCGUUACGAUGACAAAAACGAGUUACGAUUUUCUUUAAGAUCAUUAGAAAAAUACGCUCCAUGGGUUCGACAUGUUUAUAUUGUUACUAAUGGUCAAAUACCACAUUGGUUAGAUUUGUCAUAUUCUAAAAUAUCUUUGAUAACUCACAAAGAGUUAACCCGGCACAUGGAAAUUCUUCCAACAUUCUCAAGUUCGGCGAUUGAAACUUUUAUACACCGCAUUCCUAAUUUAUCGAAACGAUUUCUUUAUCUGAACGAUGAUAUAUUUUUAAAUGCAGAACUUUUUCCAGAAGAUUUGUAUACAAAUUCAGAUGGGGUUAAAGUUUAUAAUGCAUGGACUGUUCCAGAUUGUGCAACAGAUUGUCCAUGGGUUUAUAUUGGUGAUGGUACUUGUGAUCAACAUUGCAAUAUUGAAGAGUGUCAGUUUGAUGGUAACGAUUGCGCUCUAAAUGAUGAAACUGAAGAAAAUGAUGAUAGAAUGUUUGAUAUGCCAGAACCAGUCUUUUAUGAAGUUCCAAAAAUAAACGAUACCACAAAUGGUUCACCAAUUAGAAAAUUAAAAUCUAUAAAAAGGAAAACAGAUGUACUUAACAAAGGGAUAUCUUUUAAAGAUUACAUAAAAAAAUCAAAUUUUACGAGAACUUUUAAUUUUACUGAUGAAAAAGAACUUAAAGACUACGUUGAAAAGUUUAAUUCAAAACAGAAAACUAAAAUUAGAACAAGAAACAUAAAUUUAAAUGUUGAGAAAAAUUCACCAGAAAGUACAUCUGAUAUAUUUAUGCAUUCCUUAGUAUAUACAAAUAAAUUACUCAAUCGGAUUUAUGGUUUUAAAUCACGUUAUGUUUUAGCACAUGUGGGAUUCCUUUUAGAUAAGGAUAUCAUUGAAGAAAUGGAAAAAAAAUUUUCAGAUGAGAUCUUAAAAACAGCUCAUAAUCGCUUUAGAUCUCCUGAAGAUAUACAAUUUGCCUUCUUAUACUACAAUUUUUUAAUGAGCGAAACAAUAAAUAAAACUGUUAGCGAAAUAUUUGAUGAAUUUGAUUCAGAUAAUUCUGGAACAUUGUCUGACAGAGAGAUAAGAACAUUUUUAACAAGAAUUUAUCCGAUUCCACUUGAUUGGGCUGCAGUAAAAUAUGCUGAACAAGUUUUAAACAAUUGUAGUAAAGUUUUUUUUUCAGACAGUAAAACUCAAAUCGAAUACAGUACUUUAGCUUAUGAAAGAUAUGAAGAUUCCAAAAUGCCUGUAAUUUCAAAAGAUCUCAUAGAAAAUUGUAGUAUUUUUAAAGAAGCUAUGUUGUCACAUUUUGCACAGAGGAAUCGUUACAAAUUCUUGGUGAAUAGCAAAAGAGAAAUGCAUAGCAACUUUAUGAUGUUAAAAUCUAAUGUGACUGAUGUUAUAAUUUCUUUAGAUAAAUUUAGAAGAAAUCCAAAAAAAUUUAAUUGCAUUAAUGAUAAUUUAGAUUCAAACAUGAAAGAGGAAAAUGAAAUGGUACGAAAUUUGUUGGAAGAUUUUUACAUAUCAUUUUUUCCACAUCAGAGCAAAUUUGAAUUACCAGAUCAUUAUCGUAACAAAUUUUUAUAUAUGGAAGAUUUUGAGCAUUGGAAAACUCAAAAAUAUAUCCUUCUAAUAAUAUGUUACAUAAUUAGUGCUAUUUUAAUUGGAAUAUUUACAAGUUAUCUUUGUGCAUAUAAGGCUAAAUGUGCUAGAAAAUGUAUAGAACUUUUGUGAUAUCAAAUUAUUUAUUUAUCAUUAAUUUAAUUAUAGCAAAUAUAUAUGUAUGUA